Messenger RNA from Cheilinus undulatus (humphead wrasse), 4415 nucleotides. It is a transcript of the gene il4i1, whose product is annotated as interleukin 4 induced 1. Gene Ontology annotation, molecular function: polyamine oxidase activity; L-amino-acid oxidase activity. The coding region runs from base 159 to 1694 and encodes 511 amino acids. Gene Ontology annotation, biological process: amino acid catabolic process. The transcript is spliced from 8 exons. The record is from RefSeq and is a predicted model, not a curated record. Lineage: Eukaryota; Metazoa; Chordata; Actinopteri; Labriformes; Labridae.
GUUUGUUUCCGUGAUUGUUUCUCAGAAAGGUUGUCUGAGGUGGUGCAGCUUCAUCUUGGCAGUAAAGAGAGAAACACGUGAAGGUUUCCUUUUCCUCUCAGAGUGUCAGUAUCAACAGCAGAGGGAAUAAGUCCAAACUGUGGAGCUCUGUCCUCAAGAUGCUUCCUCAUAUGGCUCUGUGCAAGUUCUUUCCCCUUGUACUUGUUGGCGUUGUGGUGUUUGCUGCAAGUGGGAUUUUUGGUGACCCCCUGUAUGACUGUCUACAAGACACAGACUACAGCGAGCUGCUAAACAUCAUUGAAAAAGGUCUUCCUGCCACUAAGACUCCUCGUCAUGUUGCCAUAAUCGGAGGGGGCAUUGCUGGACUCACUGCUGCAAAGUUUUUAGAAGGUGCAGGACACAAGGUGACCAUAAUAGAGGCCAGUAACCGUAUUGGAGGACGUGUGGAGACCUUCAGGAACAGAAGAGAAGGCUGGUAUGCAGAAUUGGGCGCCAUGAGGAUCCCCAGUUUUCAUAAGAUUCUGCUCUCCUUUGCCUCGAAACUACAAAUUCCUUUAAACCACUUUAUCCAAGAUGACAUCAAUACAUACUACUUUGUAAACGGGGUGCUACAGAAAACCUAUGCAGUGGAAGAAAACCCUGAUAUUCUCAACUACAGCCUGAAUGAAAAAGAAAGAGGAAAGUCAGCUGCUCAGCUCUUCAGUGAGACACUCUGGAAGGUGAGGGAUGACCUGAAGACAAUGGGCUGCAGUGCCAUGCUAGAUAAAUAUGAUUCCUACACAGUGAAGGAAUACCUGGUAAAGGAGGGGAACCUGAGCCGUGGUGCACUGAGGAUGGUUGGGGACCUCCUGAAUGAAAACAGUCUCUUCUAUAUGUCGCUGAUAGAGAUGCUGUAUAUUCAGUCAGACAUCAAUGACAACACUGAGUAUUUUGAGGUGACAGAUGGCUUUGAACACCUUCCCAGAGCUUUCUAUCAGGUGUUGAAUGCUACCAUUCUUCUCAACUCUAAAGUCAAGCUGAUUAACCAAACAGGAGGCAGCAGUGUAACUGUAACCUAUCAGGACUGGCGUAAUACCAGCUCCCUGGUCCACCUCACAGUGGACUAUGCCCUGGUUUCAUCUUCAGCCAAAGCCACCGUCUUCAUCGACUUCCAGCCUCCUCUCUCUGGGGACAAGAUGGAGGCCCUGCGCUCAGUCCACUACGCCAGUUCAACAAAGGUGAUUCUCAGCUUCAGUAAGAGAUUCUGGGAGAAAGAGGGCAUCAGAGGAGGGAAGAGCGUCACAGACCGGCCCUCCCGCUUCAUCUACUACCCCAGCCACAGCUUCCCCGGUACAGACGCAGGGGCACUUCUAGCAUCCUACACCUGCUCUGACGACUCCACCCUCUUCCAAGGCUUGAGCGAUGACGAGCUGAUGGCUGUGGUGAUGGAGGACUUGGUGAAGAUCCACGGAGACGGCAUCAGGCGUCUGUGGACAGGAGGGCUGGUGAAGAAGUGGGGCUUGGAUCCUUACAGUCUGGGUGCUUUUGCCCUGUUUACACCAUACCAGAAGGAGCACUACGCCCAGGAACUCUUCCAGAGUGAGGGGCGGGUGCACUUUGCAGGAGAACACACAGCAACACCACACGGGUGGAUAGAAACUGCUAUAAAGUCUGCACUCAGAGCAGCUAAAAAUAUAAACAGCUUCACUCUUUAGCUUUGUAGCAAAUAUUUUUAAUAGUUUUAUAUAUGAUUCUCUGUGUUCAAUCAUAAACAGUUUGUUCAGGUAUAACAGAACAUCAUAUACAUAUUGGUAAAGCAGUUUCAACCACAGACUGUGUGAAAGAUGUUGAAGCCACUCUUACAUAACACCAGGUUUGUGAACCUCUCUAUUGAUGCAUGCAUUUAUAUUUUUGGCCAGUCUUUUUCAAACAAAAUACUGAAUGUAGCUGACAAACUGCCUGGGCUGCCUCUUAUUGAUUUCGGAACAGCCACGUCUUUGUGCAAAUCCUGUUUAAUCCUCCAUUUGUCUUUAAAUGGAUCCAUUGUUUACAAAUGUAACUUCAUAUGUUACUCAAGAAUACUUGAAACCACACAUUGGGACCACACUCUUAAAAGUAAAAUGUGUAAUGAAGAAGCAGAAUCAUCUCUUGUCUGGUUUUAGUUUUGCACAAAACUAGUUGUCCCCUGCUGGCACUUCUAAAAAUAAGUGGGUUCAAGGUACUCUUGCCUCAGCCCCAUUUUUAUUAAACAAGGGCCAUCAGUAUAAGGAUCCCUGGAUUUAGUGAUCCAAUUUCCUUCUACCAAGCAGGGGUGUAGCUAGGUAUUUUGGGCCCCCAGAAAGAAUAUUACACAGGGAUCCCCCUUAACCUGCUAGUCAAGCAACAAAUGUUUUACAAAUGUCUAUGCACAACCACAAGCCGGACCCUAACCCAGGCCGCCUGCGCGCAUGGGCCGCACCCCAAACCACUCAACCAUCUGCGUGCACCAUGUCUAUACAUUUGAAUGUAUUUUUGAACCAUAAUUUCCCCAUGUAUGAGCACAAUGGUUAAACUAAAUUGCUUGCAUUAUUUUGCAGCGCUGUAGUACACCAUUUUGACAUUUUUAAGGGAGGCGCAGGUGUCCCCCAGUAUUUUAUUUUACUCUUUUUGAUACAAAUGUCAGUCUGACGACCAAUUCAUUUAGACGUUUUUGAUUUAAUAAUGAUUAAUUAAUAAUAUAUUUAAUCAUUAUUAAAUUAUCAGCAACCUUGUAAAAAUGUUUGACCAAUUUUUUACCUGUAAUCUGGUAUUAAUCUAUCUCUUAUGAUAAUAUCAUAAUUUUUGAUCACCAAAAUUCCAAUCCAAUCCAAAAGAAAUGCACAAAAAAGGGGUUUAACUGGAAAACUCGAGCUUACUUACCUUAUUUUAUCUAAUGGAACAAUCCAUGCUAAAUAUUCAAAAUAACAGACAGCAUGUUUAAUCAAAGCAGUAUUAAUGUGUCCACUUAAGCACCACCACUGACAAAGUUUCCUCCUUGAAUGAAGGACAAGUUUAAGAAAAUAACCACAACACUCAUAUCCUCAUCAUGCAUAACGGUGCCACACAUGGAUAACAAACAGCUGGGAGUCUCAGACUGAUUUAACUCCUGGUUAUGGCUUAGUAACCUUAUUAAUGCAUAAUUUAUUUUUGAGUCAUAGAGGGGUAAAAUUGUUUCCUGAUCUCUGGAAAGUUUGUGCAUCAUAAAAACUGCAGCAAACUUCUAUCAGCUCUCACAGACAGCAGACUAGUCUAUACUCUAUUGACACAGUGCUGUUACCAACCUUAUCAUUAGAUGCUUAAUGCAAUACGGCCAAUUUGCAUGUAAAGGGGUGUUUUUCCCCCGAAUAACUGUACACUGGCUCAGCAUCUCCAUGCCCUGGUAUGUGUUAGUGGUGAUUGGCCUACAACAUAAUAAGGGGAGCAUUAAAGCGUUGCCUUUCGUCUUAUUUACAAACCUUUAGAGCACACACGUUAUUGUGGAGCUUUAACAAAGCAUCACACCAUUUGGCUGCACAGAAAUAUAUUCAAACAUGUUUACCACCAACUUUAACCAACAAACAGCAGCAAAUGAACGGGGAUUUCUACCAGCAACGUGUGACACAUCUCCUGUGUUAUUUUGUUUAAUACGAGCACGGAGAAGAGCUUAAAAUAGAGAUUACUUUAAUCAGGGAUUGUGGAGCAGGUGUAUCAUCACAUCUAGGCAUACCAGAUGCAUUUCCUUGUGUAACAAAUGGGUAACAAAGUGCAGUAAAUGAGCCCCUGCUAUUUAUUUUGUGUUAAUAAGGCAUCUACAAAGACACUUUAUUAUCUUUAAGUAUAAUGUACUUGGUGUACCAGCAAACUCUUCACAAGUAGCAUUAAUGUCUUUGAAGACACGGAUAUGUUCUUAAUAUCAAGAAGAGAGCAGCAUAGCAGAGUGUCACCUGUUAUUCCAAAACCAGUCAAACCAUGACACCGGUUGUAUACAUCAGACAAAAUAAUUUAUAAAAGGUGACAUGAAUUCAAACCUCAGGCUGUGUUUUGUUACUUCCAUACUGGUACUUAGAAUAAUAACAUGUAAUGUAGUAUUCUGUGACCAAUCAAAUCGUGAUUACAUUUCUUUUUUUUUUUUUUAUUUCUAUGAUUUAUUUAUUGUAAAUGGCCUCUCGCGGCCCACCUACAGUACCUCUGGCCCACACUUUGGGAGGGCUUUAAAGUAUUUCUUCUUAUCCUUUCAAAUAAACCAGUCGCUAUUUGAUCCCAUUUGAUAGCCUUAAUCCUUUCACAUAGCUUUUGAACAACUGGGACAAGAGGUUAAUCUGUCCAAUUCUUUUAUAUACAGUUUUGAGAAUCCCCCUAAUAUGGCUUAUAACUGUUAUAUAUUGAUUAAGAGAAAUGCUAUUAAACUGACAUACUGCUGUGUUCCAUGGGCCGUUUUU